Molecule: messenger RNA, 5016 nt
Organism: Chelonoidis abingdonii (Abingdon island giant tortoise)
Lineage: Eukaryota; Metazoa; Chordata; Testudines; Testudinidae
Source: RefSeq, a predicted model, not a curated record
UAGAAAAUGAUGAAAGAUAAUAAUUUGGUGAGACACUUGGAUGCUUGUGAAACAAUGGGCAAUGCAACAGCCAUUUGCUCAGAUAAAACUGGAACGUUGACCAUGAACAGAAUGACAGUAGUGCAGGCUUUUGUCAGUGAAAAACAUUAUAAAAAAAUUCCAGAACCAGAUGCUAUUCCUGAGAAAACUCUGGCUCAUCUUGUAACAGGAAUUUCUGUUAAUUGUGCUUAUACUUCCAAAAUACUGCCUCCUGAAAAAGAAGGUGGCCUACCACGUCAUGUUGGUAAUAAAACAGAAUGUGCCUUGCUAGGAUUGCUGCUGGAUUUAAAACGAGAUUAUCAGGAUGUAAGAAAUGAAAUACCAGAAGAGGCACUGUACAAAGUAUACACCUUCAACUCAGUCAGAAAAUCAAUGAGUACGGUGUUAAAAAAUUCUGAUGGCAGUUUUCGGAUAUUCAGCAAGGGUGCCUCUGAGAUAGUUCUUAAAAAGUGCUUCAAAAUAUUGAGUGCUAAUGGUGAACCAAAGGCAUUCAGACCUAGGGACCGUGAUGAUAUUAUAAAAACUGUGAUUGAACCUAUGGCCUCUGAGGGACUCAGAACUAUAUGUCUAGCAUUCAGAGACUUCCCAGCAGGAGAACCUGAGCCAGAGUGGGACAAUGAAAAUGAUAUUGUCACUGGUCUUACAUGCAUUGCUGUUGUAGGGAUUGAAGAUCCUGUGAGGCCUGAGGUACCAGAUGCAAUAAAAAAAUGCCAACGUGCUGGUAUAACUGUGCGUAUGGUCACUGGUGAUAACAUUAACACUGCUCGUGCUAUUGCUUCAAAGUGUGGCAUUUUGAAUCCUGGUGAAGACUUCAUAUGCCUAGAGGGGAAAGACUUCAACAGACGAAUACGUAAUGAAAAAGGAGAGAUAGAGCAAGAGCGAAUAGAUAAGAUUUGGCCAAAGCUUCGUGUGCUUGCUAGAUCUUCACCCACUGACAAACACACAUUGGUAAAAGGUAUAAUUGACAGCACUGUCUCAGAGCAGAGACAAGUUGUAGCUGUAACUGGAGAUGGCACUAAUGAUGGUCCAGCACUGAAGAAAGCAGAUGUUGGCUUUGCCAUGGGUAUUGCUGGAACAGAUGUAGCUAAAGAAGCUUCUGAUAUUAUUCUCACAGAUGAUAACUUCACAAGCAUUGUUAAAGCAGUUAUGUGGGGACGAAAUGUUUAUGACAGUAUCUCCAAAUUUCUUCAGUUCCAGCUUACUGUCAAUGUUGUAGCAGUAAUUGUUGCGUUCACAGGAGCAUGUAUUACACAAGAUUCUCCACUUAAAGCUGUGCAGAUGUUGUGGGUAAAUCUCAUAAUGGACACAUUAGCAUCUCUUGCUCUGGCAACGGAACCACCUACUGAAUCUCUCUUGCUGCGGAAACCUUAUGGUAGAAAUAAACCUCUGAUCUCUCGCACGAUGAUGAAGAAUAUUUUGGGUCAUGCAGUCUAUCAACUUGUGGUAGUCUUUACACUCCUGUUUGCUGGUGAGAGAAUUUUUGAUAUUGAUAGUGGAAGAAAUGCACCUCUGCAUGCUCCUCCUUCAGAGCAUUACACUAUUGUUUUUAAUACGUUUGUGAUGAUGCAACUUUUUAAUGAAAUCAACGCCCGGAAAAUCCAUGGUGAGAGAAAUGUUUUUGAAGGAAUCUUCAACAAUGCCAUCUUCUGUAUUAUUGUUCUGGGCACGUUUAUUGUGCAGAUAAUUAUUGUACAGUUUGGUGGGAAACCUUUCAGUUGCUCAGAACUUACAAUAGAACAUUGGCUAUGGUCCAUUUUCCUGGGAAUGGGAACACUACUCUGGGGCCAGCUAAUCUCAACAAUUCCAACCAGCCGUUUGAAAUUUCUUAAAGAAGCUGGGCAUGGAACACAGAAGGAGGAGAUUCCUGAAGAAGAGUUUUCAGAAGAUGUAGAAGAGAUUGAUCAUGCUGAAAGAGAACUGCGUCGUGGUCAGAUCUUGUGGUUUAGGGGCCUGAACAGGAUACAAACCCAGAUGGAUGUAGUGAAUGCUUUCCAGAGUGGAAGUACCAUUCAGGGGGCUCUAAGGCGGCAACCGUCCAUCGCCAGCCAGCAUCAUGAUAUCCGAGUGGUGAAUGCAUUUCGUAGUUCCUUAUAUGAAGGGUUAGAAAAACCUGAGACACGAAGUUCAAUUCACAAUUUUAUGACGCAUCCUGAGUUUAGAAUAGAAGAUUCUGAGCCUCAUAUUCCCCUUAUUGAUGAUACUGAUGCUGAAGAUGAUGCUCCAACAAAACGCAACUCCACUCCUCCCCCUUCUCCCAACAAAAAUAACAAUGCAGUUGACAGUGGAAUUCACCUUACAACAGACAUGAACAAGUCUGCUACCUCUUCAUCCCCAGGGAGCCCACUACAUAGUUUGGAAACAUCACUCUGAUUGUAAGCUGAAUGUUAACACACUAGCUCCAUUGUAAAGAAACAAAUUGAAACUGGGUCUUUUCACACAUUGUGAUGGACAAGAUAGUAGUCUUGUCCUGGACUUCAACAGAAGACACUUGUACGAGUGUAGAUUUAUUUUUUUAAAAAAGCUUUCUGCCAGACUUGAGGGCGCUUUUGGGGGGCGGGGAUAAUAAUGAACUCUGACAGAUAAACGGUAACUCGGCAUAAGUGACCUGCGGAUCAUCAGUUGUACUUAAUGGUCCUGAACAGUGUGUUAGAACUUUAGUUUAUCUUGAUCCUUUUGAGGGAAGGGCUGGGAAGGGCAAAGAAGCCCUGGAUCAUUGAAUUGAUACUUAAAUUUCUGCUGUUGGCUGUUAAUAAUUUGGAUUAUUUAUGUUUAUAAAUGAUACAGAUCUGUUUACAAGGUUUGUAGAUACUUUUUUGUUCCUGUUCUUAGAUGGGAAGCUUCCUUAUAAAUGAUGCAGAGAAAAAAAUUAGUCCUUCAAAUACUGCUGUAUUUUCUGGAAAAGGAUGUUUCUAUUGAAACUACUAAAUUUUGCCUGCAAUUUACUUUGUUAAAUAUUGUAGAUAAAUUGCUAAUACUAAUAGCCAAAUAGAUAACACUAAUGCUUUGUAAAAACAUGAGCAGUGGUGUUCUAAUGAAGUUAUGGCCUCUGUCCUAAUUAGUUUCUUAAAUACAUUUACUACUUAAUGGUUUUGAAACAACUGUUUAAUUUUUAAAAAUUUUGAGAAACUUACUGAAUAACUUUUUUGUUCAGAAUUUAGUAGAGGAUUGUUUAAUGCGGGACAUCAAUGUGUGAUGGAACUUGCUUGAAAUACUUUUGUUAUCUCAGGCAAAAUGGAUUAAAUCAAAAUACAUCAGAACCUUAGUCCUUUUUGUUUUUGUCUAAACAUGUUAGCAUAGUGCUGUCUUGGUGAAUUGUGAGUGGAACUGUUGAUUUUUCUUAUAUAUAGAAUCCUUCAUACAGCAUGAGGGCUGUUGGCAUUUUGAAAGGUUGUUAGUAGGUAGCAUACCUGUUUUCCUUUUUGUUUUUGGAAUUUGUUUGUAAACAUGAAUAAAUCUGCCCUUUUAUUAAAAUAAAUAUGCAGCGAUGGUUUUUUACAGAUUUUUCUCAGCUUCAUUGGAUCCCUUAAAAAGGUAGACUGCUUUAUAUUGCUAGUAAAAUUAAACUACAAUUUCAAGAUGGUAACAGCCCCAUUUAAAAAGCACUUUUAUAAAUCAGAUGUUGGUGACGGCCCUACAGAAUGGAUGUAAGUUAAGGCACCCAAAAAAAUCUUCAUUGAGUCAAAUACUUCUGGGUGACUGUGGCUGAAAAAUUAUCUCAGGGUGAAAAGACGUAAUGUGAAUAGUAAAUGUCUUUUUUCAUUUACAUAACUUACUGUAUUAAACCCUUCAAAAUCUGAAUAAAAUCAGGUUAGCUCACAUGGGGUAGCUGACAAGUUGAUUGCAUGUUCUUAGUUAAGCAGUAGUUUUUGGCACGAAAAAAUGACCUGCUAGCCACUGAGUGAGUAACAGUCACAUUGUCUCCACCAGUUGGAUUAUUGUUCUACCAAACAUUCCCCCACCCCAGAAUCCCAUUCUUCCAUAGCUUUCCCCGUCUGCAUGUAACUUUUUCACCUUUACCUGUCUUCUAUUUUGUUUUUAGCCAGUGGAAUUCAGGGUGAGUGUCCUGAUAUUCACUAGCUCAGAUAAGUAGUCCAGAUAUAGACAUGGUUGACUGGGGGAGACCGCCUACAUCCCUAAAGAUAGUGUUUUCCUUUGAGCUAUGGUAGCAGGUACCAUCAGGGUUCAAACUAUUAAAUCAGUUUUGAAAGCUGUUGUAGAUUUUCAUAAGUGCUGCACUAGCCACACAAGGGAUCCUAGUGUAUGUCUGAACCCUGACGGUAGACACCAAUUUCCCACAUGGUAGAGGAGUGCAUAAACUUGAAGGAAUCAGGCUAGUAAUGACAGGAAAGAGGGGAAAAAAUCUAAAAGCUCAGGAUGCAGAAGAAAUUGAGUUAAAAGGCAUUACUCUUAAGGUGAGAAGACUGCUCUCUUUUAUGGAUGUGAUUUGUAUAAACUCUCUGGAGUUCUUGGAAAACAAUGAAAAUAUUGCUUGUUAAAACUGAAAAAAAAUUUAGUGGGGGUAAUCAUUCUUGGGGUUUCAAGCACUGUAUCCCACUGUCAACCAUUCUUUAAGCCUUCCGAGAUUUUUUUUUUUCUGUUAUGCCCAUAGACUUGAAAAGAAGGAGGCUUCCUUUCUAGGCACAGGAUAUUUGUAUUUAACUCUUCUUUUAUAUGACAACUUCUCCCAGAGCAUCUUAGAAUACUCAAUGUAACUGGAAAAAAAUAUAAGUUAGGAACUAGGUAGAGUUCUGACUUCAAAUAGGCUCAGAUGUUCUCCCUACCUAGUUCAGAAUAACUUCCUCAAUAAAUGAUAGAUUAAAAUGGAAGGAAGCUGUUUAAGUCUUUUCUUAAAAUGACCCUUCCCGGUGCAAUUGAAAUUGCAUGCUAACCUUUAUCUUAAUUUAAAAUUAAAACUCCCCCCUGCCCCCCCCCCCCCGUCUUAAUGGUGGUCAUGAUUCCAUUAUACCUUUAAAAAAA